Molecule: messenger RNA, 6525 nt
Organism: Ficedula albicollis (Collared flycatcher)
Lineage: Eukaryota; Metazoa; Chordata; Aves; Passeriformes; Muscicapidae
Gene: SLC9A3
Product: solute carrier family 9 member A3
Exons: 17
Coding region: 229-2715 (828 amino acids)
Biological process (GO): regulation of pH; proton transmembrane transport; sodium ion transport
Cellular component (GO): brush border membrane; apical plasma membrane
Molecular function (GO): sodium:proton antiporter activity
Source: RefSeq, a predicted model, not a curated record
UCCGCCUGUGCGCGGAGCCCCUGACCCGCCCCCGGGCAGCAGCAGGGCCGGAGCGGACCGAGGGGACCGAGCGGACCCUGCCGCCGCCGGCCGGGCGCGCCGCUGUCCCGCCGCCCGCAGCCGUCGGGCGCGUCUCCGCCGAGGGACAAGGACCUCGCCCCCAAGGACCUCCGGAGAGGCGGGAUCUCCCCGGGAAGGGGAAGCAGGAUUUUGUUGUGUGCCUUGAAGAUGAGGCAGGUAUUUGGAGUGGCGCUCCUCCUGGGGCUGAUGGCUCUCCCAGCGGCGCUGGGACAGAGAAGCUCGGAAAUCCAUAAAAAUAGCAGCCAAAGCUUUGCCAUCGUCUCUUUCAAAUGGGAUCACGUCAAGGAGCCGUAUAUCAUUGCACUAUGGAUACUUGUGGCCAGCUUGGCCAAAAUCGUUUUCCACUUGUCCCACAAAGUCACUCGAGUGGUUCCAGAAAGUGCUCUGCUGAUUGUCCUUGGUGUUUUCCUCGGUGGCAUUGUAUUGGCAGCAGAUCACAUUGCCUCCUUCUCCUUGACACCAACUGUAUUUUUCUUCUACUUGCUGCCCCCCAUUGUUUUGGAUGCUGGAUAUUUUAUGCCAAAUAGAUUGUUCUUUGGAAAUCUUGGCUCCAUCCUUUUGUAUGCUGUCAUUGGGACAGUCUGGAAUGCUGCCACAACUGGUUUAUCCCUCUACGGUGUCUAUCUGACAGGAAUAAUGGGUGAAUUGAAGUCUGGGCUGCUGGAUUUCCUCCUCUUUGGCAGCUUAAUUGCUGCUGUGGAUCCUGUAGCUGUUCUGGCAGUGUUUGAAGAAGUCCACGUCAAUGAAGUUCUAUUCAUCAUUGUUUUUGGAGAAUCACUUCUGAAUGAUGCUGUAACUGUGGUGCUGUACAAUGUGUUUGACUCUUUUGUUGGAAUAGGGGCAGAGAACGUGACGGGGAUUGAAUGUGUCAAAGGCAUAGUGUCAUUCUUUGUGGUCAGCCUCGGUGGGACGCUGGUUGGCAUUUUCUUUGCGUUCCUGCUCUCAUUGGUCAGCCGUUUCACCAAGCACGUGAGGAUCAUUGAACCUGGAUUUGUGUUUGUCAUUUCCUACCUCUCCUACCUCACAGCAGAGAUGCUUUCUCUUUCUGCCAUCUUAGCGAUAACCUUCUGUGGCAUUUGCUGUCAGAAAUAUGUCAAGGCUAACAUAUCUGAACAGUCUUCUACAACUGUAAGAUAUACUAUGAAAAUGCUAGCCAGUGGAGCAGAAACUAUUAUCUUCAUGUUCCUGGGUAUUUCAGCUGUGGAUCCAAACAUCUGGAAAUGGAAUACGGCUUUUAUUCUGCUGACUCUGCUCUUCAUCUCAGUAUACAGAGUUAUUGGUGUCAUUAUACAGACGUGGAUUCUUAACCGCUACAGAACUGUCCAGCUGGAGAUAAUAGACCAGGUGGUGAUGUCCUAUGGUGGACUACGAGGAGCAGUUGCUUUUGCUCUUGUUGCACUGCUGGAUAAGGAUAAAGUGAAAGAGAGAAACCUGUUUGUCAGCACAACUAUCAUUGUUGUGUUUUUUACUGUUAUAUUCCAGGGACUGACUAUCAAACCUUUGGUACAGUGGCUGAAAGUGAAGAAAACUGAACACAGAGACCCAAAACUGAAUGAGAAACUUCAUGGCAGAGCCUUUGAUCACAUUCUUUCUGCUAUAGAAGACAUUUCUGGACAAAUAGGACAUCAUUAUCUGAGAGACAAGUGGUCCAAUUUUGAUAGGAAAUUCCUCAGAAAAAUACUGAUGAGAAGGUCUGCUCAAAAAUCAAGAGACCAAAUCCUUAAUGUUUUCCAUGAGCUCAACCUGAAGGAUGCAAUUAGCUACGUGGCUGAGGGAGAACGUAGAGGUUCGCUGGCAUUUAUACGUUCUCCAAGUACAGACAACAUGGUAAAUGUGGAUUUCAGCACUCCCCUCCCAAGCACUGUGGAAAGCUCUGUCUCUUAUUUAUUGAGAGAAAAAGCUGGACCUGUCUGCCUUGACAUGCAAGCUUUAGAGCAGAGGAGGAAAAGUAUCCGGGACACAGAAGAUACCCUCGCUCAUCACACCCUACAACAAUACCUGUAUAAACCCAGGCAGGAGCACAAACACCUGUACAGUCGACAUGAGAUCAUGCACAGUGAAGAUGACAAACAAGACAAGGAGAUUUUCCAUAGGACAAUGAGGAAGCGCUUAGAAUCUUUCAAGAGUACCAAACUAGGAAUAAACCAUUCCAAGAAGCUCAAUAAAAUCCACAAACGAGACCGGGGCCAAAAAAGGAGAAAUAGCAGUGUCAUACCAAAUGGAAACAUUCCUUCAGAAAAUCCAGUACAAGAUUUUACUUUGAAGGAAAAAGAUUUGGAGUUUUCUGAGUCAGAAGAAAAUAAUGAUUACGAGACUUUGCAUCUAGGCAAAGGAGUUGAUUUCCUGGCUAAUGUGACGAAGCAAAAUUUCACAGAUACUCCUGCUGGAAUUGAUAACCCAGUAUUUUCAGCUGAUGAUGACCAAAGCGUCUACAUGAAGUUCUCCCCAUGGUUAUCUAGCGAAGACACUGUGGUGCCAUCACAAAGGGCCCGAGUGCAGAUCCCAUACUCUCCAGACAACUUCAGACGGCUCACUCCCAUCCGGCUCAGCAAUAAAUCAACAGAUUCCUUCCUGCUAGCAGAUGGCCCGGAGGAGCGACCCAGAUCUUUUCUCCCAGAAUCAACACAUAUGUGAUAUGGACCAUGACGUUGAAAUGACGGAAUACUCCUCUUCAGAUGAUCAACUAAACCAAAAUGGAAGUGUUUCAGUGAAUCCCCUCCACUUCUUCCCCUCUUGUCUUCAAAUGCCUUGGACACAAAACUAUUCUUCAUUGGAGAACAGAGGGAAUAUAUCUCUUUCUGCUGUCUCUGAGUACAUUGCUUCAUGUGACCCAAAUGUACCCGAUCUCUUCUGGGAAUCGGGUACAGAUAUGAAUAACAAAGAGACAGUAAACUCAGGUUAUUGUUCUGAAGUUAGCUUUAAGUCAGAGAAUUCACAAGAUGAGAAUACUCUGCUUAUGUUCGAAGGGCUGGAAGACUCUUACAUGAAGGAGCCUCAAGAGAAGAAAAUGUUGCUUGAUGUAGAAGCAAAUUACAGGUCUGCUGCAGCCAGACGUGUACAAAGCCGACGUUCUUUCCACAGGCCAAAACCUCUGCAUCACCCUAAGCUUCAGAAGCUGGCAUCUCUUCCAGCAUCUUGCCAUGUCCCUCCUCAUUCCUUGGAACAGGAGGAAACACAGUUGUGAGCCAGGACUUAAUUGAAAGAAGAAGAUGAACAAAGGGCUUUUAUAAAAAUAGAGAGCAACCUCUUGGUUCAUAGGAUCUGCUCUAGGAUGGAUUCAGAUGGAAAGGGACGGGGGUCCUGUGAUCUCAGAAACACUGGAGCUUUUCUGCUGCACUUACAUUUUUAAGUUCUUAUUCAUAAUGAAAGGGUGCAUAGUGAGAGGGAACUAUGACUCCUUGUUAUUUUUUCAUGUAGACUGUUACAAAUAAUCUAUUAUUUUUGGAGGGCUAAACCAUAAAUCUUUUCAAAUGGUAAAUGCUUGGUGUUUCUUUACAUGGAGAUGGUUUAUUAUGCCAUUAUGCCAUAAAUACAUUUAAAGGAAUAGGCUGCAUUUGCUGCUUCAGUAAUGGAAUUAAGUAGUUAUGCUAUAUGAAAUUAAAGUAGGAGAAGCCAGUGGUUAGCCUCUUUCCUUGUAAGUCUACUCUGAUUGAAAUGGAUCAGUGCCUUUUGCAAGUGCAAGCUAAAAAAAAAUAUUUUCCUGCUGUUGAAUAUUUGUGUCACUGAAUAAUUGUGGAAUAUUGUAAAACUUCCCAGGGAGAGGAAAGUCCUGGCAUCUUGAAAUUUAAUCAAGUACUCCAGGAGGGCCACUUCCUUCCUUCACCUUCACUCCCUCAACUUAGUAGCACCGGAAUGAAAGAACAUCCAGAAUUAUCUCAGAAUUUUAAUUUGCGUGGUCGCAAGCAAUUAAUUUCAUACUCUUAAUUAAGCUGCUCUAUUUUAAAAUAGCCUCACUCAGACAGAAGUGUAAAUAUUUGUCAUUUUUACUGCUGCUUUGGAAGACACCUUCCAAACACUGUUAGAUUAUCCGGUUAAUUUAUGUAUCAUUUUCAAUAGGUGAUCAGGAUAGUGGUCUCUCAGAUGGUGUUCUGCAUUUUGCCACAUGGUUUAAGUGCCACAAAGACUCAGGAUGUUGAUGGUUCAAAAUAUUGUACAGAGGCAGUUGGCUACUGUGCAUGUAUAUACUUACUUGUUUCAGGAAUGUCCUUUUUGUUUUUCUGUGGUUUUCUGUCAAAUGAUAGUUAUGACUGCACUAGACACUUACUGCAUAUGGAUUAGAUCUACAUCACCUUGAAGACAGCUGGAGACACCAGAUGAAAGCCAGAUGAAGAACAGUGAAAGUUCAGAUAAGAACAAAAUAAAAGUGAAAACACCGAGGUCUCUCACAGAUGUAUAAUACUACAUGCCUGUGUAUGUAAUCCUCUGGCCAUUUAGCCUUGGAUUAUUCCAGUCCUGAAAUUUUGGCUUGAAACCUUCAAUGGUAUAAACUGAAAAGGUUCUAUCACAUUAAUAGAGGGAGAGUGCUUUGCCACUAAUCCUAAUGUGUUCCUAUUUGAUAUCAGUGUAAACCACUUGUAAAUGAGCUGUCACCUUCAGGGAGGUAUCCAAAUUGUUUAAGACUGGAUUCUGGACAGUGGCUUUAUGUGGUAAAUUUAACUCUAUCUGUAGGAAUUAAUGAUUGUUUCACUCUACCUACCCAGGUUUUGAGUGGGCUUGAGAUGAUUCUGUGUCAGAUAUCAAAAUAUCCAAGAAGAGUGGAGCAAUGUCCGAAAACUCAUGCCCACAUCUUUUUUCUAUCUUUGUCCUGGAUGCUAAAACUGUAUGUUAGGCUGGUGCAAAUUGCAGAGAUGUGAUGGCAAAUACCAUAUACAAACCUACACAGAUACAAAACCUACACCUCUAGAGACUAGAUUCAGAGAAGAGGCUUUUCUGGUUAUCAACCCACAAGCAGCUGCCUGUUUGGCUUUCAUAUUGGGCAAUGAUUCAAAUCAGUGUCUGUAACUGGAAAGCUUCAUCACCCAGAGCUAGUCUUGUUAAAAUUCAAUAAUGUAAAUACAAUUUUUGUGAAACCAAGUACAUGUGAACAUACUAUUUUGAUCAAGUUGAGCAUAUUAAUGCUGUUCUAGAUAUUGUAACUGGAAAAAGUAUUUUAGUAAUUGGCAUAGAUAUGUAACAGGACCAUGACUGACCCCAAAUGUCAGUACAGGUAAAGUGAAAUGUGCCAAAAUCUAUCCUUCUGCCUCAUAGCAUGAUGAUGAAGUACCAACACCAAAAUUGGCAAGAUGCUCAUCAGGUGUUGGCUUUGAAAUAAAGCUUUCAUUUCUUAUUGGUGUCGUACAAAGGUCAUUGCUGUGCUGCAGUCAGAAAGAGAACCACACUGUGAACUGCUUUCUGCAUGCUUGUUAGACCGUUACCAAUCUGUUUUUGUACAGGCUACCUCAAGGAAACAUUUGUGAAUUGUCAUCAGCAGAUGGGAGUUUUCACCACAUAGAUGUUGCACAAGCAAGAGUAUGCAAUUUUGAAAAUCACAGGAUAUGUUUUUAUUGUUGUUGUAAGCUUUUAGGCUAAAGAAAAGAGGAUCCAUAGACAUCACCAUAUUUACAAACACAGCAGUCUCUGUGAAAAGUCAGCAGGACCCAGUAUGUUUUUGACAGGGCUGUAGUAUUCUGAAACAGAGAGGAACAUCACACCAUUUCAAAGAACAGGACUGGAAAGACACUAUAUACAAAGGGCUUACCUCUGUGUUUCAAAGGCCUUAGGCAUUUUCUGUGUUGCAUCACUACAGCUAAACAAAUGAAAGAUAAAAUGGGCCAUUCUGAUAGCAAAGAGACCUCUUCAUGGAAUAUCUUGCAUAAUUCCUGAAGCUCUUAUGCCCCGGAAGAGGUUUUCUAGUAGAACUGAUUCUACAGCAAGGUUUUGUUUGUUGUAAUUUCUCAGUUUGAAAUGUGAUGAGAAAACUUUCAUGUCCCUAGUUUCCACAUUUGAAAAUGCACUCAUGGCUAUAAAAUAGUGUAUUAUAGUUUCUUUUUUUAUUGAGUGCAAUUAAUAAAUAGACACUCCUAGUGUCUACCAGGGUAAAUACAAAAAAAGCAGGUUAUAACAGCUGAUCAUUUGUUGUACUAUUUUGCAUUUUCUUUCAUUGUACAUUCACAUUUCCUGUGGCGUGUGUACCUGUGGGUGAAAGUGUUGGGUUACUUCUUCAGCACGCUUUAAUCAGCCAAGCACCAGUAACUUCUAUCACAGCAAUAUAAAUUCAGAGCUGCUGAGGGUAUGGCUGUAAGUAUCAGCCUUUUUUUUGCCCUUGUUUAUUAGAUUGGAAUGAUCAGUUGAAAACCCAUUCACCUCUGGUGAAGCCAGUUCAUUCUUACUUCCCUUAAAACUCUGUCUCUAAAUUUUUUUUUUUUGUGACAUGCUCUGUCAGAUAAAGGAAAGCUGGGCAUUCCA